AUGGGAACUGCGGCUAAGGACUUCGCGAAAAUUGUCCUCACUGCUGCUGUGCGUUCUACCAUCUGCACACAAAGAAACCUCGGCAACCCGUCGCCAGAUUCUUCUGAAGGUAAUUCUGGUCCUCCUAUUCCGAUACGCAUCAUGACAACAGUAUCUGUUAUGAAUGUUGAAAAUGGGGCGCGGUUAAAAAGGCGUCUGCCUGCGGCAUUCUUUCCCCUUAGAGGCAGUUUAAACGUCGUUACCGACGAUGUCUUGAAGUAAUAAACUAUAUGAACAACCACGAAAAUUUUGCACCUCAGUGCAGGCGCCUAAGUUCAGAAACCACUGAUGAGCACAUGCAAAUAUCCUUCGCAGCAGAAGAUAUUAUCGCAUAAGACAAAAAAGUGCAAGCUAGCUGAAAAAAUGUGUGAUAGCACGAGGACAUUCUGCAAAAAUAUUUACAGACAUUCGCGCUAGUCUGAGUCAGAAACUUAGCACCGCGUGGCCUAUGCGCCGUUUCCCGAAUAACCGAUGACAGUAAGAGCCGAAAGCCAUGUGAAAUGGGGGAAUAUAUAAAAUGGUUAAUCAUUGUGACAUUCACCUAAUGCCUUAACUUCUCGAAACCAACAUUUGCCUGGAGUUUUUAAAGUAGUAUAACUCCUCCCUUCUAAUAGUGACUCUGCAGAAAUGGUCCCCGAUAAGGCGGCGACAAUGAUCAUCUCCCUUGUGGAAUACUUGUAGGGGCUAUAGCCGAGGUUUCUUAUACGAGUGCGACGACGAUUGCCUUUCAAAUGGAAGGCCCUUGACCAAAAAUUAGAGCUCUUUCUUGUGGUGCAUUUUUUUAGCGGUCCAAUGAGAAAAAUGUCCGAAACCAAAUUUAAAGUUACAGCGGAGAACAAAGAAAGACAGAUUAUUUACCAGCAACUCUGUGCAUCUGUCUGCAGGGACUGGGUUGUGGUUGGGGAGCCGUUUGCGCACAGGUCAUACUUGGCAGAUCUAUUUAAAAAGUGCUGGCUAAGAUGAGAGCAGUCUGGCUGAUCCAUUUCGGCACGGCUUUGUAAUUCUUGAAAACAUGAAGCAGUUGAAAUCAGAACGGCCUACCUCUUCCCCUCUCCCCCUUCCCGUAUCACUGACAGAAACUAGACUAUAAUUAUCCCGCUGCCCCAAAAGUCUGAACAAAUUUACCCCAAGUUAUGACUACUGUUUAUAAGUUGUUUUAUUCUCAAAUUUCGUUGCUCCAACUAGACCUAUAUGCAUGUACUGGCCGGAAGAAAAAUAAUCAAAAACGUAUAUUUGCCGACUUGAGCUUCCUUAAAAUCUGAACAACUGAACAAAGAAUUGUCUCAAAAAUGGAAGAGGAUAUGCGCAUCCCAGGUUCUUGUUUAAAAGAAGACGAAGGCACGAUCAGGUUAGGCUAUCAGGUUUUCAAGACCUGAUAAACAGCAACUUCCCCGACAUUCAGUUUACAAGAGAAGACGAGGAAGCCGAGAAACUACCCUUCCUUGACGUGGUCGUCACGUGCACACCUGAUGGUAAGCUCAGCACUACAGUGUACAGAAAGGCGACCAAUAAAACUCAGGUCCUCAACUAUCAUAACAACCACCCAUUGGUGUACAAACGGGGCUGUGUGAGGGCGCUUUUCGACGGCGUAAAAACGCACUGUAGCGAGCCAAAGGAAGGAUGCAAGAACAACGGCACCUCAGGGACCAAUAAACAAAGAACGACUACCCCAAGAGUUGCAUCAGCCGCUGCAUACGCACGCACUCACAACGGACAAACGGAAGAGAGACACCAAUAAUUUGGCACUCUCUACCGUACAGAAAGAAUGUGUCCGGUGCCACAGAACGCACUGCAUCAGGGUUAGACAUGGACAUCGUCCAUCUUCAUGAAAAUGAAGGAUAGGCUGGACGCAGGUGAGCAGUUGGUCGUAGUCUAUCAAAUCCCGUGUCAUGAAUGUCCUUGCCACUACGCAGGCCAAACAGGACGACGUCUCAGCUCACAAAUACGUGAGUACAAACGGGCCUUUCGGAGAGGCGACCCACAAUCUCAAGUCGCCACACACAAGCUGGAGGAGGGCCAUGAGUUCGACUUCGCCAACACGCGGAUAUUGGCACGGGCCGGCAACAAGACGGGGCGGGAACUGUUGGAGACGUGGCUGUCGGACACCAACUCUAUUAAAAGACACAUCGAUUUGCCUGCGUGUUAGCACGCGCUCCGCCCACGCAUCCAGGUGGCGCAGCUCACAUCGCCGCGAAGUACAAACGCCGUCACCACGCCGGGGGAUCAUUGUGGACGAGGCAGCACAAAGCAGACCUAGCUACGGACGUAGUCCCCCCCUCACGCAAAACGAUAUAAGCGUUCACACGUUGCUGCAUUCUAGAAGUCUCUGAUGAUGAACUCUGGUUUGAGUUCGAAAGCUAAGGCCAAUAAAUCUACCGUCCCACUGAUCGUGUCUUCGUCUUCUUUUAGAGGAUUGUCUGUAUGCGUCAUUGCUAUGUCUAAGGGCAUAAAAUCACGCAGAUAUGUAAAUGCGGCCUUCCGAAAUCGAUAAGAUGUCUGGUUUUGCCAAAAUAACCUUCCUCUUUACGUCCUGCUUAAUCUGAUUAAAACAUAGAACAAACAUAUAUAUACAAGUGCUUAAAGUUCCCUUUGGUAAAACUGCUGGUAUGACUGGGCUGCGUAACCUCAUUGGGUUAAUUGCGCACAACUACCUACUUUAUUUGUCUUAGUACAACAUCACCAGUCUAUUUAUUUUACCCUACACUAAUAAAAAAAUACGGAUGAUCGCACUAACUUAGUCCGGGGCAGCUACUGACACAAAGAAACUGUUUGAUUACAAGUUAGUGUAGAUUUCCGUUCAAAGUUGUUGACAUUUUGACUGGCAAACUUAUUUGUAAAUAGAUUCUACACGCAAGAAGGACGUGUUCUGGGGCAAGUUUGUCAAAUACAUGAUGCCCGCAACGUUUUAGGCGCCUAAAAUCAAUUGCCUCGGUCUUCCUUAUCACGUUUUAAGAGUUAGGCUGCAUGCUGUAUAUGAACCUAGGUCCAAGGUUAGCCGUCAGGACCCCGCAACCACCCAUCAACCUGCACCGUAAACACCCCUGUUGGUAUAAGGAAAACACACACAUUCGCAAAUUCUGCACCUGUACAGACAUAGGGAGCACUGAUAGACAACAUAAUGUAACAAGGUUACCGGAUGUGUCCUCACAGUUGGCCCCCGAAGGACUCCUUUUUUAUGAUCAGCGUCCUCCUGAACUACUUCAGUCCGUCGCUAAAUCUUGGUUUGUUGGUGUUCCCUGUCUUCUAAAAUGAAGACCAAAGAUAUUUCUGUUCCUUCUGCGUACUCUUUCUGUUUCUGCCUUUUUCUGCACUUUCUCUGAGUUCUGUGAGCUCCUGGUACUUAACCAACGUUUGCCCGCCAUCUAUAUAUUUGUCCUAAUUCUGCGGCAUACAUAGAUAGGCAGUUACCUACCAUUAGUCUCUAAGAUUUUACGACCUGUGCUUCAACUUCGUAGUGGAAAGCACGACGGUUCGAACGGCCUGCGGACACCAGCACACAGUCUCCACAUCGCUAAUCGUCGUCCUCACCUGCGUGGUUGGCACGGGCCUAGUCAAUAUCAUCUGUAUUCGUUCUCAAGCUCUGGGAUGGUUAACAUUGUCGAUGUCCUGACACAGACCUGGUCUACUGUGCCUUGGUGUUCCUUUACGCUGAAGUCUUCGUCCGCUUUGGCCUGACUGCAGUAAUCAGUACCUUCAUCCUGAAAACCUCCCGCUACGAAAUCAUCUACUGGAUGCGCAAUGCGCCCGCUCAGCAGCUAUCGGGCACCUGGAACAGCCUGGCUUUUCCAGGCACCACAAGGGAGCGAAUAGAGGCAUUCAGUCGACUUCAGGGUUGGAUUACGGCGUCCUCUGUACCGUACCACCGUCAGUGA
Molecule: messenger RNA, 3911 nt
Organism: Spirometra erinaceieuropaei
Lineage: Eukaryota; Metazoa; Platyhelminthes; Cestoda; Diphyllobothriidea; Diphyllobothriidae
Source: the annotation of a GenBank genome assembly